This is a messenger RNA of Mya arenaria, 2190 nucleotides long. RefSeq lists its product as uncharacterized. The record is from RefSeq and is a predicted model, not a curated record. Bases 573 to 1667 code for a protein of 364 amino acids. The transcript is spliced from 3 exons. Lineage: Eukaryota; Metazoa; Mollusca; Bivalvia; Myida; Myidae.
AAGUAUAGAAGUUGUGAUUGUAUAUUUUGUUUAAAUUAUUUUUGUGCACAGAGGAAGGCGUCAUUUUGAAAUUUGCACAGGUAAUGAACUAUAAAUGACAAAUAGGUGUACAUGAUUAGGAAAAACGUGGAUUUAUAAACGGCUGUCAAACGUAACGGCACAUCAAACAAGCGUUCGUGUGAUCGAUCGAGGUCAGUGAAAAAAUACAAGGCCGCGUUGGGCCGCGGGAACGCUUGGACAUCAUGUUUUACAAGUAUUUGUGAAAUACCAGUUCGCUUCACUAACAACCAAGCAUUGGCAAUACUCAUGUUCUCGUGUUUUUUCUCGUAGGGGAAACAUUCUUUGAGACGUUUUUAUUACUUUUUAUAAGAUUUAUCAUAACACUAGUAAACAAAACACCACAAUGGAAUUGCGGACGAUGGCCUCCAAGUGUCGCCAGAUAUGAGCACAAUUGUUCAGGGUGUAUCUGGGAAUAGUGAACACACUGAAAUAGUACCGAGAAGGACGUCUGGAUAUAGGACAUUAAAAGUGAAUACGAUUCUCCGACACAGUGCGGAUUUAAAUUCAUUACAAUGGCGUUGCAAUCAGGCGUUCCCCGUCACGUCGUCGUUACGUGGUUGCUGGUUCACGUGCUGUGGGCUGGCUCCGCACGGGGCCACGGCCGGCUAAUCGACCCACCCUCCCGAUCCUCCAUGUGGCGGUACGGGUUUAAAACACCGCCCAACUAUGACGACAACCAGAUGUACUGCGGGGGAGUCCAGGUGCAGUACGAGCAAAAUGGUGGGCGGUGUGGCAUCUGCGGGGAUCCCUGGAACGGUCCGCGACCCACCGAGCCGCCCGGCAAGUACGCAAACGGCAUUGUGGUCAGGAAAUAUAAGCCAGGCGACACCAUCACGGUGGUCGUGGAACUGACCGCCAACCACAAGGGCUGGAUGGAGUUCAAGCUGUGUCCGAACGACUUUCCGGAGGAGACCGUCACACAGGAGUGCUUGGAUAAAUACGUGCUUCCCCUGGCGGACACGCGGACCACCAGAUAUAUUGUACCAAAUCAAAAUGGGUACCAGAAACUACGGUUUAAAGUGGUUCUUCCGUCGCAUAUACGGUGCCGGGCAUGUGUACUGCAGUGGAAAUAUAACGCCGGAAAUAGCUGGGGCACGGACGCCAAAACCGGCCGUGGUUGUAUAGGGUGUGGCAACCAGGAGCAGUUUUAUGGCUGUGCGGACAUUGCCAUAGGAUAUGAAGUAGAAAUACCAGCACAUAAACCACUUCCGGCUGACAAGGAGGACGAGGAUGUUGAAAACACGACACCGGAAGUUCCCAAGUGGCACUGGACUCCGAGACCGGAGGUAGAGCCAGAAUGGCCCAAGGACAAUGACAAGCAGAUACAAACAGUGCACAGGGGCAUGGGAACCUUCAGUUUUAUGCCGACGAUGAACAAUAACGGCAUGAAUCCAUGUAUGUGCGUGUGCAAGCGGCCGCCACUUAAACUGCAGAGCCAAGGUAAUGACUUGGAGGCAAAGUUCUUCGAAGGCCUCGACGGAGUGGACAGCCAAGUGUGUAUGUGUAUGUGCCAAAAUAAUAGCGCAUCCAAUCUUCAUAAAUCCCUUAACUUACUUGUUUUUGCUGGUGUCAUGCUUUUAUUUUUAAUAAGAAAAAUGACAACCUGAAUAUAGAUGUUAAAUAUGUUCCUGGUGCGCUGGUGACAUGAACGCCUGUCCAUUAUAUACUGAAAGGUCUUUACAUGGUUCUUACAAAGGUAAUAAACGAUCCAUAUCUGACAAAUGGAAAUGCAUGUGUAAAAAUAAAACAGGGCGAGGAUUUCGAUGUUAUAUAAACUAUUUGAGGGAUGACAACUCAAGUACAUUAUUCUUCAGCUUUUCUCGAUUGUUUGUGAAGAAUUUUACUGUAUAAUUAGUCUAUAAUGUUGUUUUGAUUGUCUGGCUCCCCUUUGUCGGGACAUAUUGAGGGUAACCUUAGUGCCUAGUAUCUACAAGAAAUCUGUGAUCGCAAGCCAUUGUUCACGCAUGUAUGUAUGAAUGAAUUUCUAUUUUGGGCUUCAUGUUGUUGACCCAGUAAUUCAAUUAAUUCAAUUGUGCAUAUUGCAUAUAAAUAAACGUCGUUGUCUCUUUAUUCCCUGAAUAGACAAUGCAUAUGUUUAUAAUUUGAUUAUUUCAAUAAAUGUUAAAUUAU